AUGUCAGCGACGGUUGUUAACGCGGAAGAUCAAUUACUGAUCAAUAAGUUCGCCAGACUUUAUCAAGAACAAACUCAACUAAAAAUCGAUAUUAAAACCGCGGAAAACGAAGUGGCCAACAUCAACGAGGCUGGAGAUGAGAUUCUUUUGCUCGAUGACGCUGACGCCGCUUCAAUUCCUCUUCAAAUCGGUUUAACCUUCAUCCACUUCGAUUCGGACACUUUGAAUGACCGAUUGGAAAAACUCAAAAGUGAAGCCGAAGAGGUUUUGGGUGUUAAGAAAGCACGAAUUGAUCAAGUUAGUAGCGAAAUGGAUAAUAUUCGAAAAGUUCUUUAUGGAAAAUUUGGCGAUCGUAUUAAUCUCGAAUCAGAAAAGGAUGAAUAA
Messenger RNA from Caenorhabditis angaria, 384 nucleotides. The record is from the annotation of a GenBank genome assembly. NCBI's taxonomy places the organism in Eukaryota, Metazoa, Nematoda, Chromadorea, Rhabditida, Rhabditidae.